Messenger RNA from Cataglyphis hispanica, 1601 nucleotides. RefSeq names its product lethal(2)neighbour of Tid protein (gene Alg3). Gene Ontology annotation, molecular function: dol-P-Man:Man(5)GlcNAc(2)-PP-Dol alpha-1,3-mannosyltransferase activity. Gene Ontology annotation, cellular component: endoplasmic reticulum. The record is from RefSeq and is a predicted model, not a curated record. The transcript has a single exon. The coding region runs from base 2 to 1315 and encodes 437 amino acids. Lineage: Eukaryota; Metazoa; Arthropoda; Insecta; Hymenoptera; Formicidae.
UAUGGCGGUACGCAGAGAGGCCAGAUAUAACCUCAAUCCCGAGAAGUCUUCGAAGAGAAGCUACAAGGGUUUGACAGAAAAUUGUUUGGAAUUAUGGCGACAACUCGCUUCGUUGUUGACCGAUCCAAAGAAACUAUCGUUGAUAACCAAGUUUUUCAUUCUCGCCGAAAUAAUCGUGAACAUAUUGGUUAUCGAAAACGUGUCAUACACCGAGAUUGAUUGGAGGGCCUAUAUGCAGGAGGUGGAAGGAUUCCUGAACGGCACCAUGGAUUACUCCAAAUUGCGAGGUGAUACCGGACCGUUAGUUUAUCCCGCCGGCUUCGUCUACAUAUUCUCCGGUCUCUAUUAUAUGACCUCACGCGGCGCCGAUAUAAAGACAGCGCAGUAUAUCUACGCGGUCGUAUACGCGAUCACGUUGAUGCUCGUGUUUAAAAUUUACUCCAGGACUAAAAAAGUGCCGCCUUACGUGCUGAUUCUGAUGUGCUGCACUUCUUACAGAAUACAUUCGAUAUUUGUUUUGAGACUCUUUAACGAUCCGAUAGCGAUGUUACUGCUGUACGCGAGCUUCAACGCAUUCCUGGAUAAUCGCUGGUACCUGGGUAGUGUACUGUAUAGCCUUGCUGUAUCUGUCAAGAUGAACAUACUGCUAUUCGCUCCAGCGCUUCUUGUCGCCUAUCUGUGUGUUCUAGGACUGUUCAAAACAUUGAUACAUUUAAAUAUCUGCGCAUUCAUACAGUUAAUUCUAGGUCUUCCAUUCCUAUUGGAGAAUCCAAUCGCGUACAUAAAAGGUGCUUUCAAUUUGGGUAGAAUUUUUGAAUUUAAAUGGACUGUAAAUUGGAGAUUUUUGUCAGAGCAGGUAUUUGUUCAUCCAUACUUUCAUAAUUUUUUAUUAUUUCUGCAUGUGUUAACGUUGCUCUACUGUUUGCGCAUUUGGAUUGUUUACAUGGAAUCAUACGCAAAAUUGAAAGAUGUGGAGAAGAACUUGAAGCCUCAGAUUCUUAAAAAAGAGAAGAUAGAUAUGUCUAUCGUAAGCCAAUUGCUUGUUUAUCCUCUCUUUCUUGCGAAUUUUAUUGGCAUCAUGUUCAGUAGAUCGCUGCAUUAUCAAUUCUAUGUAUGGUACUAUCAUACAUUACCGUACAUUGCCUGGUGUACAGAUUAUAAAACUGUUAUUAAAUUGACUCUUUUGGGCGUGAUUGAACUGUGUUGGAACACAUAUCCAAGUACAGUGUUCAGUAGUGCGGCAUUACACAUAUGCCAUAUAAUCCUGUUAUAUGGUACUCUUAAAACUAAAUCAGAUAAAACAAUAGAAAAAUAGUAAAUACAUAUAUAUGUUGAAUAUUGUGUUUCCAUCUAAUAGUUUUCCUGUAUCAUUUGUAUUUAGAAUGCAUAAAGUAAUGAGAAUGUCAUAUGAUGACAUUUCCCACCAAAGUUUUGAUCUUAUCAUACAUUCAUAUUCUGUUAUAUGUGUGUCUGUGAAAUUAAAUAUAUGUUCAUCUCACAUUUUGAGAUUUGUAAGAUUGUUUAAUGAUUCUUGAAUCAUGCAAAAAAAAAAAAUAUAUAUAUAUAUAUCUUUUGUACAGUUUGUAAUUGAAUAAAUUUAA